Molecule: messenger RNA, 1343 nt
Organism: Porites lobata
Lineage: Eukaryota; Metazoa; Cnidaria; Anthozoa; Scleractinia; Poritidae
Source: the annotation of a GenBank genome assembly
AUGGAGAUGUUUCCGGACAAAAGUCGAGAUGACUUGGUGCGAGCCCUCAGUCUACACGGGACUGUUGGUGCUGUGGCUCUUUCUCUUUCCACUAAUUUACCUGAAGAUGAUUUUAGCAGUGAUGAUGACAGCCUGUUACAGCCUUCUUUUCCCCCUUCAAAAGAGAAAAUAGAUUCCUUGCAGUCAUUGUUAAAGGAGCUUGGGAAGAAUAUGAGUGAAGAGAGAGUAAAAGUAAAAAUGGAGGAGGAGGACAUACUGAACGAUGCAUUGGCCCAUGACAAAAGUCCUGAGUUUGAUGUUAAGAAGAAGCUAAGAAUCCAGUUUAAAGGCCAACCAGCAGUGGACACAGGUGGUGUUACAAGAGAAUUUUACACAAAGUUGUUCCAAGUCAUUUGCAAGAUGUUCUUUCAAGGCUGCAAAUACAAGAGUCCUGUGUACAGUGCAGAUAUUGUAGCCUCCGGACUAAUGCGAUACUUUGGCACCUUCAUUGUUCACAGUAUUUUACAAGGUGGCCCAGGCUUCCCAGUGUUGAGUCCUUCAGUAUACUGUUACAUUGCUUCUGGUAAUAUUGAUGCAGCAAUGGCCAAGAUGAAUUAUGGAGAUUGUUCAGAGCCUGUUAAGCAUUUCAUUGACAAGGUACAAACUGGACAUUUGAGUGCAUUCUAAAAUUACUGACUGAAAGGGAGCUUGUAAUCAAUUGAGUAGAAUACAGUACUUUGAUUGUGACUCGAACAUCUUUCAAUUCACCUAUGAGUAUACAAUCACUACAAUGUCAAGUAACAUCAUAAUCAUGACCAUGGCAUUACAGUUCUGUUUGUAAAAAUUAUCUCAAAUUUGUGCCUACUUCUUACUAUUGCUUCUAAUAACAUAUGCAAAUAUGCAGUACAGAUGAAAUAUACAUGUAAUGAUGAUAUUGCCAACAAUCAGCACACAAUAGCAAUAAAAUUACUAUGUUUAUUUACAGAGCAAAGUUUACAGUCAACUUAAUUGAAAACCACUCACAUCAGAUUUUAUUUUUUUAUCAAUACUAGGUUGCACAAGCUGAAGAUGUGUGUAGUCUUGACAAAGAAGAAUGCUCAAGUAUGUUGUCUGAGUGUGGCCUUGCUGUUGCAUUAACAGUAAGUUUGAAUUGACUAGCAUUGUUGCUUACUGUGAGAACGACCAUUUAACUAGAAUACACUGAAGGUGUCAUUCAUCUGUUCAGUAGUUUGCUUGGUCAGUCAGUCAGUCAGUCACACUCCUACAGUCAGUCAUUCACUCACUCAUUUGCUGACUCACGUAUUCAUUCAUUCUAGAACGACAGCAAGAUGAGGGUUAUUCAGGGAUCAUUAUACAUGAUGUAA